GAAACCCAGGAUUUGUUUCUGUGUAGGUAGAUUCUUUUCUGCUUUAUUAAGGUUUAGGAAUAAAAUGGAGGGUUGUGAUCAAAGCAAGGUAUUUGUGGGUGGGUUAUCAUGGGAGACAACAGAGGAUGUGUUGAGAGAACACUUCGGAAAGUAUGGAAAGAUUAUGGACGCUGUAAUCGCUAAAGAUAGAAUCACUGGAACUUCUCGUGGAUUUGCGUUUGUUUCCUUCUCUGAAGCAUCGACUCUGGAUGAAGUUCUUCUUAAUACUCAUACGAUUCUUGGGAGAACGGUUGAAGUGAAAAAGGCUGUUCCAAGACACGAAUACAACCAAAACAGAUUAAAUAAAAAGAUUUUUGUAGGGGGGUUACCUGCGAACAUUACAGAAGAAGAAUUCAAGGUCUAUUUUGAACAAUUCGGUAGAAUUACAGAUGUAGUUGUGAUGCAUGACAACAUAACACAUAGGCCAAGGGGUUUUGGUUUUAUCACUUUUGAUUCUGAAGAUUCUGUUGAACAAGUUAUGCAAAAAAGUUUCCAUGAAUUAUGUGGGAAGCUCGUGGAGGUCAAAAAGGCUGUACCAAAAGAUGAUCAUGGUGGUGUUGGUGGUUGGAAUGGAAUCAGCAAUUACCUCUCUGGUGGGAAUGGAAUAGGCAAUUACUUUGUUCCCGUUUAUGGUGGUAAUCCUUAUGGUUAUUAUGGAGGGUUUAACUAUGGUUUGGGUCCAUGGGGGUUACCCAUAUCAUGUGGGUGUUUUUCCCAGUUACAUGAAUAA
Messenger RNA from Lactuca saligna, 769 nucleotides. Lineage: Eukaryota; Viridiplantae; Streptophyta; Magnoliopsida; Asterales; Asteraceae. The record is from the annotation of a GenBank genome assembly.